Molecule: messenger RNA, 2747 nt
Organism: Linum trigynum
Lineage: Eukaryota; Viridiplantae; Streptophyta; Magnoliopsida; Malpighiales; Linaceae
Source: the annotation of a GenBank genome assembly
CUGUUGGAAAUAGGGAUGGCAAUGGUCGGGUUGGGGCGGGUUUUGUCAAACCCAAACCCAUGGGUUUAUCCGCCAAAAAAAACCGGGGUAAAACCCGAUGGGUUUGAAAAACUCAAACCCAACCCAACCCGCUGGGUACCCGCGGGUUUUUGUGGUAAAAAAUUUACAAUAACAAGUUUCUUUCAAAAUAAAAGUUUAACAUUAAUUUUCUCAUACAAAUUAUUCAUACAAAAAACACCAAUCUAGAGCAUACAAGCAAACCGCAAAUGAUCAAUACAAAUUGUUCAAAAUUAAAGAUAAACAUCUAUAAACAAUAAGAUUAAUUGAAAGCUUCUUACUCGUCAACUAAGUUUCUUCACUCUCCACUUCAUAAUAUCAACUUCAUUCUAAACAAUUAGAAACAACAAAUUAUAUAUGUCUCCACAAACAUAAAGAAUAUUAAUUAUUUAAGGAAGAUAUAUUAUUUAGAGUAUUAAAUAUACCGAGAAAGUAAUUAUAUGUGUGUGGGCGGGUUUACCUAAACCCAAACCCAACCCGACCCGGUGAAUAGUGUAGCGGGUUUAAACCCGAACCAGGCCCAAAACCCGUCAACACGGGUUUCACCCGCGUUGACCGGGUUGGGUCGGGUGGGUACCCGUGGGUUCGGGUUUUGUUGCCAUCCCUAGUUGGAAGUGAUGUUAUCUGGUGGAAGAUUUUUUGGAAAGGAAAGGGGAUUCCUAAAAAUAGAAUCCUCACUUGGCUAGUUUUGAGAAAUAGUAUUCAUACAAAAGCUAAAAUGCAGGGCUGGGGGUAUGCAGGAGAUAUGAAGUGCUGUCUUUGUGAUUCUGGGUUGAAGGACAGAGAUCAUCUGUUCGUUCACUGUAGGGUAUCCAGACAGGUCCAUGUCUCAUUGUUUGGAAGGGUGUUGUACAUUCCUCAUGUGCAGAGAUGGACUGAGGAGGUGACUUGGGCUGUUUUGAAGUUCAAAGCGCAAACUGAGCUGGCGGAGGUAGGCAGGGUUGUUUGGCAGAGUUGGGUUAGCAACAUUUGGAGAGAGAGAUGCCGUCGCUUGUAUGCUGGUAAGGCACUUGCUGUUAACUUGUUGCUGAAGUUGAUCAAGAGUGAAGUGGAAUGUUUUCUGGGAAGUCAUAGGGUUGCUCAUUUUUGGGGGUAGGGUUGUCUCAGUGGUUUAGUUUAUUUUUAGUGUCUUUGUACUUAGUGCAUAUAUAUUGAAACUUCACCUAGCUAGCAAGGUUGUUGCUAGCGCUUCUUUUUUAUUAAAUGAAAUCCAUCGAUUCAUCAAAAAAAAAGGGACGAGAAAAUGAGGUGAGCAGGUUUCGAACCCUCGUUGGGUUAAACGAGUCGUUCGUAAAUGGAAACUUAGCCAGUUGGGCUACUUGGCCAUCACGCCUUAAUUUAACCAUCUUAGUUAUUUUUAUUUCGUUUUAAAAUCCUUAAUACAAGAUGUUGAAUGCGAAUUAAGUUUAUCUUGUUUCUUUUCUAAUACAUCAAAAUACUUCCUAAUAACUAAAAUCCUUGCAUUUAUUGUCAUAACCUCAUAAUAAUCUAUGUAAAUUUUAUUAACAAAAUCUUUAAUACAAAAAUUACGUUCAGUGGAACGUGGUAAAAGUUAUAAUUAAAAUUAUCAAAGUUCCCAACGAACUACGUGGACUUUGAUCCCGUCUAACGGGUACGUAGGCAGCCGAUAAGGUUCGAGUCCAACUAACCAAUUAAUUCUAUCUUUAAAUUUUUACGUUAGUGGGCGUAUAAUUAAAUUACAACUAAUGCGAUAAAAUCAUUAAAUGGUCCAGUGGGACCUAAAAUUACUAAAAUAUUACUAAAAUACACCCAACUCGUAUAAAAACUUAUCGACUUAAGUAGUACCGAUUUAGGGCGUUGUGGGGUGUUGCUUAACUUCCCCACACGUAACCGUACUCCCAAACCCAGAACUUUAUGUUCGCAGAUCAUAUCUCAGGUCGGAUCCUAAGGUCGGAGCCGAUUCGAGGAGUGUUCGAUUCACUCCAAGCAUGAUCGAUGGCGACUCCCAAAAAAUGCCGACGCGACGACAACGGACCCCCGGGGGGACGGUUGCGACACUAAUCAUUAGACUUAGUAGUCAUUAGAAACUCCGGGGGGUUGGUCAACUGGUAAUAUGGAGGGAUAAUAUUCAUGAUAUAAUGGGUUUGAAAUUUAUGGUCAACAAUCAUCUAAUGUUAAUAAUUAAGAAGGUAUAAAUCAUCAAAGAGUACAUGAACAUAACCUAUGUCUAAUAAAGGCUCAUUGAUCAAGUUGUGAUGUAGAUAGAAAAUACUAUUGAAAUAAUCAAAGAUGCUUUGAUGGAAGAGGAAAUGUAUCAAAAAUCAUAGUAAUAAUCCGAUGUAUUCACUGUAAGCUGGGCUUACCAUGCCUUUAGAGUGGUGGAGAGGAAUCGACUUGGAUCUUCUGAUCCUAACCCCCCAAUAGGAAAGUUUUGGAUGGUAUUGCCAUUUCUCAUUUAUGUUCAUCAACGAUUGUAGCAGAAGUUAAAGCCUUAUUGACGUGUUUGAAUUUUGCCGAGAACGCGUGCCUAGAGCUAUCAUCUUCUCUGGCUACCAAGUGGUGGUUAAUGUCCUACAAUCUCCAGACAAAGCUUUAUCUUUGGAUUCAGAUCAUUGAUUUUAUUUCACAAUUCUUUUGUAAUAUGUCUACCUCGUACAUUGAUACCAUAUAUGAAAAUUUCAAAUUUUGCAUUUUCGAUUUUUUUUCAAGCAUAAAAACAUGUCAUGGUU